This is a messenger RNA of Paramecium tetraurelia, 243 nucleotides long. RefSeq lists its product as uncharacterized. The transcript has a single exon. Lineage: Eukaryota; Ciliophora; Oligohymenophorea; Peniculida; Parameciidae. The record is from RefSeq and is a predicted model, not a curated record.
AUGUUUAAUUAGUUAUUAAUUAUGAUUUCCCAUAAUCUAUAAUUACUUAUGUACAUAGAGUAGGUAGAACGGGAAGAGCUGGUAAAUAAGGGAAGGCCAUAACUUUUUACAUUGGCUAUUGUGUUAAAAGUUUCAGGAUGUUUAGUACCUGAAUGGUUAUUUUAAUUACCAAUUGCUAAGAUGUAACUUAAAAAAAAGAGAGAACUUUUCCCUGUCAAGAGAGAAAAUAUAGAAGAUUAAUGA